AUGUCACAGACGAUCGAUGAUUACACCGACACCAUAGAUUUGACAUUCGAUGCAAACCUUAGAACUCCCGCGGAAGCUCGCAUGUUCUGCGAUGAUAUGAAACGUGAAGGGUAUACGCGAACGCCAUACUUGAAAGAGCUCCGUCUGUCUGCCGACGCCUGCUGGAACAUAGACGUCGGGCUCUUGUCAGAUCUGCUAUUUUCCACCUGCAAUUUGCGGUUGCUUAGGCUGGCUCAUAGCGAAGCACUGUUCCAAAAGGACUUGUCGCUCUCCAAAAACAUCGCAUCGCUCCACACCCUCACAACUCUCGAACUGUACGACGGAGGCCUUCAUACGAUCGAAAUGUUUACCACGAUGCGUAGCAAACUUCUCCGAGUUGUCCACAUCACUGACCGGAACGAUCCAACGCACCGCGUUUAUAAUUAUGCGCCGUUCUUCAGUUGCGGCGCCAUCCGGGGUCUCAAAACCCUCGUUCUCGACUCCCUGAAGUGCGACGACAAGACCUUCGGCUCCGAGGGCCGGAAGCUCAAAUUCAAGUCGGUGGAAUCACUUACCUUGAGCCGCAGCAAAGUGCCCAUGAAUGUCUUUGUCAAAGCGUUUCCUUGCAUCAAAAGUCUGAUUCUGGCCGAAGUUACACCGAGCAUCGAAUAUCGUUGGCCCUAUUUGUGCAGCCUCGCCGUCGAUCUACUCAGCUGUUGGCCUAUCGCAUUCAACGUGGACCACCUGAUGAUCACGCGUCUCGACACAGCUGAAUCUCGUGGAUUAAUCGAGCCAAUUCUACAAGCUGUUAAGCAUAUGAUGCCCCACGUCUUAACCUUGUCCCCGCAAUCGGACAUCGAAGAUGAGUUUUGGAACGGCCUGAAGGUCUCCGUGCCAAGCGUCGUAGCGCUGCAAAUACGCUUCGAUGAUGUUUUAGCCGUCAACGCUAGGACGUUGGGGAACCGGCUAGUUUGGGCGGCUCAGGCUCCUCACCCUUCCGUUCAUGCACGGGCCACCGGCAGCCGCGUUUUUACACGAAUUCACGAGCAUGCCCUCUCGCUGGAAUACCUCGUUUUCGAGGUGUUUGAAGGUCGAUACAUGAAUACCGGUGUGAACAGUGCCAUAUUCACGCAUAGGUUGCAAGUCACCAGGGACAUAUCCGGCGGCAAGCAGAUCACCGAGCUGACGUCCGCCAAUGACUCUGUCCUACUUCAAGAAGUCUUGCGUGAUGUCGACUGUGAUGCUCCGGAGUGGUAA
Messenger RNA from Postia placenta MAD-698-R-SB12, 1236 nucleotides. RefSeq lists its product as hypothetical. The coding region runs from base 1 to 1236 and encodes 411 amino acids. Lineage: Eukaryota; Fungi; Basidiomycota; Agaricomycetes; Polyporales; Adustoporiaceae. The record is from RefSeq and is a predicted model, not a curated record. The transcript has 4 exons.